CUCUUGCUCUCCCUGGAUUGUGAUCUGAUCUGGAUUUUCUCUCAAUAUUUGUGAGACUGAAGUCAAUCAGGAAUGAAGGCCAUCAUCAUCAUCUUCAUCACUCUCUGUCUGAUCUCAGGUCAGGUUCUCUGUUUUAAAGUGAUUGGCUGCUCUGGAGGGAGUGUAAUGUUCAAGUGCAUGAACUCAAACCAGAAAAAGUCUUAUGGUCAGUUUAAAGGAAAGUAUUUCUGCAGAAACAGAAACAGAGACUGUAAACCUGGCAUCAGUACCGAGCUUCAGCACAGUUGUGUUAAUAAUGAGAGAUUCUCUCUGUAUGAUGAUGAAAACAGCAGAUUCUUCACAGUGUUUAUCAGGAACCUCAGCAGAGAGGAUGAUGGGAGAUACACAUGUGGAAACAAUCAGAAAUGUCAUGAUGUUGAGUUAAAGGUGAAAAACAAGUCUUCUUCUUGUGGGACGUCUGUUAUCAGAUCUGCAUAUAUUGGUCAAACAAUCACUUUCAGUUGUGAAUAUGAUCACAAGUUUGAAACACACACCAAAGUCUUGUACAGAGUGAACGGAGAUGCUGUGCUUGUGCUGAACAGCUCUCAAUCAUCACAAUCAUCUGAAGAGAAGUUCAUCCUGUCUGACAGUCAGAAAGAUCACUUUACUGUGACCAUCAGAGACAUUUCUGCAGAGGAGUGUGGAGUUUAUUUAUGUGGAGUGGAGAGAGACGGAGCAGAUAAACCACCUUCAAAAAAAUCAAAUACUCACAUAACCUUCAUUAAAGAGAUUGAGCUGAAUGUUCAUCGUCAGAUAACUUCUGUCCAGGUUGAGGCCUACAUCAGUAAAUCAGUCUUCAUCACGUGUGAAUUUCCAGAAGAAUUCAAAGAAAACAAGAAAUUCAUCCAAAUACAUUCAUCACAGAAGAUCUCUGUUGAUGGACAGAAUCAGUGGAUCCCUCUUGAUAAAGUUCACGUGUUUGAUGAUACCAGUGCAGGAGUUUUGAAGGUUUUUAUCAGUGAUUUAACUGCAGCUGAUGGAGGAACGUACAGAUGUGGAGUGAAUACUGCUGAUGAUCAUCUGUUCACUGAGAUCACACUGAAGAUCAGUCAAGGUGAUCAUUUUCGUGAAUCAAGUGAAUCAGUUGCUGUUAUUGGUGAAAGUGUGAAACUCAGCUGUAAUUACCCUGAGAAACAGCAGCUCAUCAAACACAUCUGUAAAGAGAACGAGGAGAAGAUCUGUCAGAGCAUCAGUUCAUCAGAGAAGCAGCGCUUUGAGUUUUCUGACAGUACAGCAGGAGUUUAUACAGCGAGCAUCAGUAAUGUGAGCCUGAGAGAUGCUGGAGUUUACUGGUGUGGAGCAGAAACCAGACACGAGCAUCUGACUUCUGUUUCUCUCACCAAUAAACAUCAGCUGACUUUAACCAUGCCUCCAGUGAUCGGACGUGAAGGAGAUUCAGUCGAGAUCAAAUGCCCUUAUGAUGAAAAACACACAGAAGAAGCAUGUCUGCGCAGUGGAAAGUGUUUGAGUAAAGAAGUAAAGUAUCUGUGCAAGGGGAAGUGUUUCACUGAAGAUGCUCAAAAUAUCAUUCGGUCAGAUGAAGGUCAUGUUAUAAAACCAAGGAUUUCAGUAAAGGACGACACUGAACUCAACCUCUUCACUGUGAACAUGACUGAGCUGAGAGCAGAGGAUGCUGGGAAAUACUGGUGUGCAGUGAGAGACGUGUUUAACCUUCCCCUUGAGCUCAUGAUCAUCAUGAAGGACGCGGUCAUUCAUGAAGCGUCUGUCGGAGGAUCAGCGUCCAUCAGCUGUAAACACAUCAGGAAACAAACACGGAAGUUUUUCUGCAGAGGAGAUCAGCCCAGUAUCUGCAUCAGAGACGGAGCUCGUGUUUCAUCAAAUAACAGAAUAGACAGCAGAUUCUCUCUGACUGAAGAAACCUCUGCUGGAGUCUUUACUGUGAAGAUCAGUGAUCUGAGAGCAGAGGAUUCUGGGAAAUACUGGUGUGCAGAGGAGAGCUCUGGGUCCUUCAUAUUCACUGAAGUUCAGCUACAUCUGACCAGAGGCUUUCCUGUGACAGCUGUGGUUUCUGUGGGUUUGAUCCUGCUGGCUGUGUGUUUAGUGCUCGUGUUGUUCAAAAUAAAACUCAGCAGCAAACACGACAUCAUUUCAUCAGACAGAAGAGAGACAGGAGAUCAUGAAACUGCUCAAGAAGAGAUUCAAGUCUCAGAUCCUGAAUCAACUAAUCUCUAUUCGACAGUUCAGUCACCCACAAAUCCCUCUGAUGGGCUCCUGUACGCUGCUGUCAGUUUCCAGAAGCAUGAAGAGUGUCGCAGCGACGCUACAGUCAGAUUCAGAAAAGAGGAGACUCACUGUGAUUAUGCAUCUGUCAGUCACAGUAUCACACCAAAAAAUUAUUAGCACUGGAUUUUUGUUUUAUACACAUCUUGUCAUUGAAAUAAUGACUGAGCUGCUUGUAACAAUCAUUCAGUUUCACUGAACAAGUUAUUGAGCAGUCAGCGACAUCUACAGGUCACUGUUGGGAACGAAGCGGAAAUGUUUCUCAGUGCCUUAAGAAAACAUUGAAAUCUAUGUGAACUGAAGACAGAAUUUUUUUUUUUAUCCUUUCAUAAAAGCGUUUUUAAUCUUUGGAAGCAUCAGUUUGUCAGAAGAGAAGCAUUAGGUUACGAACAUUAAGACAAUCUGUUAUGAGUGCAUGUGUGUGCAAGAAAAUAUUUGUAAUGACAAAGCUUAUCAUUAUAAUUGUAAGUGAUGUCAUGCAUAUGUCAGUUUGUUUUUAAAUGUAAUGUGCAUAUCAUGCAGAUAAUGACACGCUUGGUUUUAAAUGUGCUUUAUAAUUGAAAAAAAAAACAGCUUGCGCACUUAAAUUGCAGUGUGGGAUAUUUAAAAGCGUAGUUAAUUUUAAAUGAGAAAAGUAAUUAUUAACAUUGUAACUUGCCAAUUGCAAUAAACAAAAAAAUAAAAAUAAAAAAUAAAAAAAACCCUGCCAGUAGUAGUAAAUUAUAUUUAUGAUAGAGCCUGUGCUCUGCAUUGGAUUCAUAUAUUUCUAAUAUUCUUGUAUAUAGAUCUUUUAUAUAGAUCAAUUAUCUGCUAAAUGAAUA
This is a messenger RNA of Cyprinus carpio (common carp), 3101 nucleotides long. RefSeq names its product polymeric immunoglobulin receptor-like. NCBI's taxonomy places the organism in Eukaryota, Metazoa, Chordata, Actinopteri, Cypriniformes, Cyprinidae. The record is from RefSeq and is a predicted model, not a curated record.